UUUCAUUUAUGUAACGAUCAUGUUGAGAUCAUUGUUAGUUUUAUUGGCGGCGAUCGUAUUGUGCGGUGCCGAUGAAUCAGAAUGCAGAAAGAAGAAGGAAUUUUGCUCAAAGAUCAACGAAUGCUCGACGUGCAUAGCUAGUGACUCUUGCUGUAUUUGGAUUUAUGAUCAGGAAUACACUGGAAUUCGCUGUAACAUCAGCGAAGAAGUCGUAGACACAGAUUUAAAGUAUUUUGCUAAUUUGAAAAAACCAGAAAUCAAGAUUGUAUUGGAUAACGAUUUCUCUAAACCAGAAAUGGGUGUUGAUACAGCGGCUGUGCAAAUACGACCUCAAAAGAUAUCCGUAGUUUUACGAAAAGGUCAGAGUGUGAAUGUGACUUUGCGGUAUAAAGCAGCGAAAAACUAUCCUUUAGAUCUUUACUAUCUAAUGGAUUUGACUUUCUCGAUGAAGGAUCACAUCAUAACUUUGCAGACUUUAGGUACAGCUUUGACGGAGAAGCUUCUACAAAUGACGGAGACCUAUCAUUUAGCCUUGGGAUACUUCGCGGAUAAAGUACUGAUGCCUUACAUGAAGAUGACCGAAAGCUUCUUAAGCAAUCCUUGCGGGAAUACCCCAGAUGCUAUUAAUCAGUGUCAACCGGGUUUCGAUUUCGUGCACACUUUGAACUUCACGGAUGAUGUCAAUGAGUUUAUCAAUCAAGUGAAAGCUGUGAAAUAUACAGCGAAUUUAGAUGAUAUGGAAGGAGGAAUGGAUGCUGUUUCUCAAGUGAUCUCUUGCCAAAGGGAGUUUAUGUGGAGGACACAUUCGCGAAAAAUCAUUGUUUUGGUGACUGAUGGUUACCUCCACUUUGCAGGGGAUGGUGUUUUGGGAGGAACAGUCAAAGCCCUUCCAUCUGGUUGCUUAGUGCACCGUGAUGGUAAUAUUGCUAUCUACGAUGGUCUUCAUUACGAUUAUCCUUCAUUAAGUUACAUUCAUAAACUAUUAAGAGAAAACAAAAUAACUCUAUUGAUGGUGACUGAAAAAGAAAUCUCGAAAUACUAUCAGAUGAUGCACAGCAUGAUGGACGACGUGACGAAAGUGGGCGAGUUGGAGAAGGAUUCGAAAAACGUGCUGGAUUUAGUGGAAGAGGCAUACACAGAGCUCAUACAGAACGUGCGAUUAGGUGCGGAGGUCGACAAAGACGUGGCUUCGGUGCAAUUCUACUCGACCUGCAACAAACGCUUUGGAUGGAAUCGCACAUCAACGUGCAACAACAUCGAAAUUGAGAAGGAGUACGAAUUCAAUGUUGAGAUCAAACUACACGAAUACAAAGGAGACAGCGCUAAAAUCGUCAUCGAGGAAAUGAACAUUGAGGAAAAAUUGGAAAUUGAAAUUAACUACCUGGGAAAUUGCAAAUGUCAUGACAGGAAAGGUGUCUGCAAGAACGGUGGGAUUUAUUCUUGCGGAGUCUGCAAGUGUGGAAAUGGAUGGACUGGAAAAAAUUGCGAAUUCAAAUGCGAUCGAAAUGCUGGACGUUGGAGCAACGAUACUUAUACUUCAACCACAUGCAAUCGCAGAGGUGAAUUCGAUGUUGAUACUUGUAAGUGUGUUUGCGAUCAUGCUUACUACGGUGAAUAUUGCGAGUGGGAACAAUGUGAUAGAGAUAGCAGAGGAAAAGUAUGCAGUGAUCAAGGAAAGUGUGUAGAGUCCAAAUGUGAAUGCGAUGAGAAUUUCAGUGGAAAUAUUUGCGAUUGUACGACUUUAUUGGAUACUUGUAUAGCGCCUUCAGGAAAAGUUUGCGAUGGACAUGGUGAUUGUGAAUGCGGAAACUGCAUUUGUCGCCUUGAAGGAAACAUUACGUACAGCGGAAAGUAUUGCGAUCGAUGUGCAGAGUGUAGCAACAAAUGCGAUGUUUAUGCUGAUGAUGUGGUAUCUAUAAUAAACGAACAUCCAGAUGUUCCGUUGACUAAAUAUCUGUUGACGGAAGUUGAGAAUCCUACUGAAACAAUGUAUUGUUUGAAAAGAUACAUAAAGGAUAACAAGGAGUGCACGGUGAAAUUCAACUACGAGAUCAGCAACAUCACUGAAAUUGAAUACGCGGUGAACUGCUUGCAGAUGGCUAAUGUCACCGCUAUUGCCAUAGCAGUCUCGCUGUGUGUGAUUAUGGCACCAUUAGUAAUGGUACUAAUAUGGCGCUUUACCACGUACGUGAAAGAUAAGAAGGAAUGGGCUCAGCACAUGAAACAGCUUGAGCGUUGUGAAUAUAAUAAUAUGAAUCCGUUAUACAAAUCUCCAAUAACGACGUUCAAAAACCCGAUGCAGAAUACAUCAAAUACUAUGGAGACAACACAUUGAUAAGACUGUAAAUGUUUUUUUUUAGUAUAUAGUUUAUAUCGACUGGUUUACAUUUAAAAAUCAUAAAAACAGUAUA
This is a messenger RNA of Nicrophorus vespilloides, 2411 nucleotides long. Its product is annotated as integrin beta-nu-like. Lineage: Eukaryota; Metazoa; Arthropoda; Insecta; Coleoptera; Silphidae. Bases 20 to 2335 code for a protein of 771 amino acids. Gene Ontology annotation, biological process: cell-matrix adhesion; cell migration; cell adhesion mediated by integrin. The record is from RefSeq and is a predicted model, not a curated record. Gene Ontology annotation, molecular function: integrin binding. Gene Ontology annotation, cellular component: focal adhesion; integrin complex; cell surface. The transcript has 10 exons.